GCGAACCCAUAUGUAGUGCAUGUAAGUAGGUCAAUUGAUUGGUGCCUUUGUAAUCUAGUUUCACUGCGGUUGCGCAUAUGAAUUAAAGCCUAGCAAGUACAAGUUGAUAAACACUGGUCGUAGGAUAAGACCUGAUUCAGCCGGUUCAAUAGUGAAUGUAGAAUCAACUAUGGCAGCAGCAUUGUGGUCUACAAAAGUAUGCGUGUCUACCAUCACACGGGGUUUGAGAAGAUACGGGACCCCAGCUUCUGCCAAAGCGGUGUUGAAAUCAGACCCCUUGGAACCUGACAAACCCAGUGUCCAAACCGAGAUCCCUGGACCUAGAUCUCGCGAGCUACUUAAGGAGCUAGACACUAUCCAGAACACUGAAGCAGUCCAGUUUUUCGUUGACUAUGAGCGAAGUCGCGGGAAUUACUUAGUCGACGUGGACGGGAAUGUUAUGCUUGACCUGUUCACUCAGAUCGCCUCAAUUCCUAUAGGGUACAACCACCCGAGAUUGCUUAAUGCCUUGCUGAAAACUGAAAACAGGGCUACACUCGUCAACCGCCCAGCUCUUGCUGUGUAUCCACCAAGUGACUGGAGUUCGCGACUCAAAAAUGCUCUUCUUGCGGUGGCUCCCCCUGGCCUGAAACAAGUCCAGACAAUGGCGUGCGGAGCAUGUUCUGUAGAACAUAGCCAGAAAGCUAUGUUUAUUGCAUACCAGCGCCGUCAAAGAGGUGGACGGCCCCCCUCACAAGAGGAGCUCCAGUCGUGCGUUGAAGGACACGCCCCUGGAUGUCCCGAUCUGUCGGUCCUAUCGUUUAAAAACGCUUUUCACGGCAGAACCAUGGGUGCCCUAGCUGUAACCCAUACGAAGUGGAUCCACAAGUUGGACUUCCCUGUGCCGGAUUGGCCAUGUGCCAGCUUCCCAAUCUUGCAGUAUCCCUUAGACCAGUUUGUGAGGGAGAACCGGGCCGAGGAAGACCGUUGUUUAGAUGAGGUGAGAGAGCGUAUACAUGCCUGGGAGAAGAAGGGUAGCCCAGUGGCCGGAAUGAUCGUGGAGCCGAUCCAGUCGGAGGGAGGGGACAAUCAUGCCUCUCCCUACUUUUUCCAGGAACUUCAGGACAUUGCCAAAGAUUACGAAAUUCCAUUCAUGGUUGAUGAAGUGCAAACCGGAUGUGGUGCAACGGGGAAAUUCUGGGCACAUGAGCACUGGAAUCUAAAGGAUGCUCCUGAUAUUGUAUGCUUCAGCAAGAAAAUGCUUACCGGUGGAUUCUACUACAAAGAUAACUUACGACCUCAAGAGGGUUACAGGAUCUUCAACACAUGGGUAGGCGACCCUUCCAAGAUGGUCUUUUUGGAGGAAGUCGUAAAUCUAAUAAAAGAGGAAGGGCUUUUGGGGCAGGUUAAAGACACCGGGUCUCACCUUAUCAACGGGUUGUACGACAUGCAGAACAAGUACCCCGGGAUACUUAGCAGGGCUCGGGGAGUGGGGACGUUUUGCUCCAUAGAUUUCAAGGACGCUGCUACACGGGAUAAAAUUCUGAACGAACUCCGACAUAAAGGUAUUCACCUCGGUGCAUGUGGAAACCUUUCAAUCCGAUUUCGGCCAACUCUCCUCUUAACUAGGAAUCACGUGGAUAUCUUCAUGGACGCCUUCAAUUCGAUUAUAGCUGAGCUAAAGUCCUAAGCUAUUGUUAGUAUGGACUUCCAUUAGAGAACAUAGGACAGUAGCAUGGUAUCGACUUGACGAUUCGUGCUGGACAGUGCUGAUAUGUUUGGCCGUGACUGACCUGGGAGACGGUAUGUGACAGAGAGGAGACUAAUGUGUAGUCCAAUAGUGACAUUUUAUGAUAGAGAGAUAAUACUUUGUCUCAUCUUGAACAUUUGAAUUCGGCAAUAUUGUUUUUAAGUUUAUAUAUAUUGUGAUUCCCACUGCAGGCAAAACACAAGAGAGUUCCACCGUAAUUGUGCACAAAUAAAGUUACUUCCCCUAAAUAUUAUUUAGGAUAUAAUUGUAACUACCGUUGGCCAAGCAUUUCAGUCAAUAAGGGAGACUAUUUCGUGUUCGAUGGUCCAGGUUUCGAGUCCCAAUCAGACACAUUUUUUUGUUAUCUAUUUCUUUUCAUUACGCAUAUAUGAAGUAUCAUUUCUGGAAAACCUGUCCAACGCGCUCUCAAAUUUUUAAUGAUAAUAUUAAUGCAGCCUUUCUUUUAUCAUUGAAAAUAACAAAUAUUAUUCUCUUUUAUGCAGUAUUUUUGUUAGUUUUACCUGUUUUCAUGUGUUUUAUAUAAAACAUUGUUUGAUCGUUUUAUCAAACAAUGUAAGUCCCAAUCAUAACAAAAUGUCCGUAGAAAGUUCUACAUGAUGUGGGAUGUUUUGCCGAAUGGUAAUAGUAAUCAUGCCAAAAAAAAAAAAAGUCUUAUAGUUACAGUUUUUGGCUGUGUUAUGGGAUACUCAAAAUGACCCCGAUACUACCUUGUUAAUAGUGUACUAGAUUAGGUGUACUAGAUCAGGAAACUCAAUAUCACAUAUCGCUGUGUUUAAAUUGUGUAUGUCGUUUCUUUUACCAUGUUUUACAACGAUAAUUGAAGCUGAAUGUAUUCAUAUGUAAUAGAAUUAUGUUAUAUUGUUGGAAAGUGAAAAUUAAAACAUGUCACAAGGUGUUCAUAAUGUUAAUAAGAAAUGGUGCAAGUAUUUCCUACGUAAUGGUAUGUUGAGUUGAAUUCUGUUGUAUUUAUAUGAUGUACAGCUACGUCUAUUGCUAAAUGAUUGGCUUGCCAUACAUAAGUGAAGGUUAUAAUGAAAUAACUCAUAACUUCUAAAUGACCUAAUCAUAUGUGUGGCUUUUUUUUGUCUUAACCAGCACCGCAGGAACUCGGUUUGAACAAUGAAAGUAAUUUCCGAAUUUAAAUACAUCCGAUUUGAUAUAAUAUUAUCGAGACAGCCAAAGUAAAUAAAUGUGGUAUCAAAUUUCUCCUUGCUUAAAAAUGUGCUAUCAGCUUUUUGCUUGUGGGUUUAAGUAGGUUAAGCAUACAAAUAAAACACUGCAGUCACCUGUUCACCGUUUUAGUUUACACUUGAAAAGUUCAAUGAAGUUAGUGGCUACAUACAAUUCAAAUAUAAACCACUUCCAAAGAGUCAAAACAUAUAUACUCGUCACAUCUAUACUAUCAGAACAGUGGAAAUACUUAAAAGUGGAAACUGCGUAUUUUCUUCUUAAAUGUUAUGCAGUUAGAUAAUUCCUAUAGUUUAAAAUACGUAAACACUUACAAACCACUGUUUAAGUUUCUAUACACUUAUGGUUUUCAUUUAAUAAUUUAAAUUCGGUAUCUUCUCUUAUAUAAUUGUUUUUAUUAUACCUCUACUUUAUUU
Molecule: messenger RNA, 3354 nt
Organism: Mizuhopecten yessoensis (Yesso scallop)
Lineage: Eukaryota; Metazoa; Mollusca; Bivalvia; Pectinida; Pectinidae
Product: 4-aminobutyrate aminotransferase, mitochondrial-like
Exons: 13
Coding region: 170-1669 (499 amino acids)
Biological process (GO): GABA catabolic process
Cellular component (GO): mitochondrion
Molecular function (GO): pyridoxal phosphate binding
Source: RefSeq, a predicted model, not a curated record